This is a messenger RNA of Ylistrum balloti, 2499 nucleotides long. RefSeq lists its product as uncharacterized. The record is from RefSeq and is a predicted model, not a curated record. The coding region runs from base 21 to 2468 and encodes 815 amino acids. NCBI's taxonomy places the organism in Eukaryota, Metazoa, Mollusca, Bivalvia, Pectinida, Pectinidae. The transcript is spliced from 2 exons.
CAUGUAAUUUGGACGAGAGUAUGCUAGGACGAAUGUAUAUGGAAACAAAGACAUCAGAAGAUUUCAAAGCUACCAUAGCAACAGAAGAUGUGAUUAUACUUUCCGGUGUAUUGGGAUCUGGAAAGACUGAGGUUGCCACACAGUACGGAUAUGAGUUCCAUAAAACAAAUCCAACUUCAAUCGUUUGGAUGAUGCGCUCAAAAGACCAGGCAUCACUACAGAUGUCCAUGACGACUCUUGCUAAUAAACUUGGCAUCCUUCAUGGUAAAGAUAAGGACGGUGUCAAGUUGCUGGAAGAUAUCAUAACAAACGCCAUUGUUGGGAGAAAUACACAUACAUCACAUGUAAUCAUCUUUGAUGAUGUCAGAGAAGUUUGUCAGGGGACGGUGAAAGAAAUCAUAAAAAAAUUGGUACCAUCGGCAAAACCUCAAGUAUCCAUAAAGAUCAUUGUCACCACAAUGGAUAAACUUCUGAAGUUACCAAGAGCAAAGCGCAUUCAGGUACGAGGUUUCACUGAGGAAGAAGCAAUAAAUUUCUUGAGUGGGAAUCAAACAUGUACAGACAAGGAUGCUCUGAAAACGUUAUCAAAAAGGAUGAGUUAUCUCCCCUUAGGCCUCAGCUGCGCCAAGACGUACAUGCUUAAUUGUGCUAAAAGCGGCAGAGCAUUUCUGAAGCUUUUAAACGCCAACACACUGGAUAAACUUGACAGUAAACUUGCACAACUCGAAGAGAGUAAUCGAAGUCUAUAUAGUGACUUGGACACUCUGAUAAGAAUAAUGGAGAAAGAGUUGGAUGAAGAUGCCAUUGAAAUGUUUAGAAUGACACAGUUUUUAGAGAAUGAAAACAUACCUGUCGUAUUGUUUGAGCUGCUGUUUCCAUAUUCCGAAAGCAGCUGUGAAGAUGCUGACAAAAAGUUCGAGCAAGAUGAUUUUGCGACAUGUAAUUCUCUUAGCAUUGAUUCUUUGGUCCAAACAGUGCAGAAAUUUUCAAUGGGAACUAUUCAGGGAAUCGACGAUAAAAGAACGCUCACUACACAUACUGCAGUUUCCUUUACGCUAGAAGCCUACACCGACGAAGAAACGAAGAGACGACUCCUGAAAAAGUUACUUUGGCCGUUUGCUUUGAUACUGGAUAAAAAUAACCGAAAUCCAGACGACUACAGCCGCAUUGUGUCUAUACUUCCUCAUGCCAGAUCGGUUCUUCUAAAAGCACAAACUUUGCUGAAAGAGGAUCUGGAAUUGUGUCUACUAAUGACAUUUAUCAAUGACCUGGUAGCAUACACAAACAAUUUUGAAGGUCUGCUUAAACUGGAAAAGUACCACUCUGAACAAGCUCUCGAAUACUGUUACAAGAUCAUGGAAACAACAGAAAACACCUUGAAUAAAGAGGUAUAUGUUGAACAAUGCAUUACGCAUGAGGAACAUCGUAAAUUCGCGAAAGCAAAAGCAGCUUUGAUAGAUAGGAAGUUGACAAAGAUUGGGGAUUCAAACAGAGGCCAGAUUGAACAAUUUAUCCGACAUUUUAUUCUGCAAAAGAGGAGAACAUGUUCAGAUGUUCAGUUUCUUACAGCAAACACGGAGAAUUACGAAGGGGAAGCGCUGACGAUGCAGCAGUAUCAAACGCUAUGCAAGAAGGAGCGGGCUGUUCCACUGACAGAUCUUGUUGAUAGUUUUAUUACAGAAAUGAUUUUGUCAACAUUCUAUACAUACGGUCGACGCAUAUUUUUUAUUGGAAAGUAUGCAGAGGAUGAUGUAAAACGAAAAUUCAUUCAUUAUCUCUUUCUUGCGAAUGAACUCGGAGAAAUACUGAAUACUAAAUGCCAAAAACACAUCCCAUUGUAUUGUAUGCUUGCUCAAAUAAGCGGCAUUCUGGAGUUGGUUUUCGAAGAUAUACCAGAGUUAGGUUUCUCCACAGUCAAUGGCCUCCAUAAAACAGCUAAAAUGUUUCAACAUCACCUUGAUGACGAGCACAGCUAUUACAUAUUUGGGAUAUUCAAAAUGCAGGCGUCUACUGACGGCAUUCACAGGACCGCCUGUCUGAAGCAACUGUUGCGAACGUAUAUAGAACUUCUUAAGAGACACAAAACUGCAUCAAAUGAUAAAUCGGAAAUCAUCAGUAAAGGCAAGGAUGUUAUCAAGAAAUUAGAACAAACUAACCUUGACGCAAAUCCAAGAAGUAGUGCAAUAUGGUCACGAGUUGGUCAGUUCCAAUUUGCUAUUGGAGAUACUGAAAACGCGACAGUAGCUUUCAGGAGAGUGUGCCCCCCUUGCCUUCUAGCAGGUGAUGUGGAGUCAAGAUUUGUCUCGAAGCAUGAACUCACAGCGGCGUAUGGAAUAGCUGAUUGUUAUAACAAACAGGAGGAAAAGAAGUUAGCAAAACAAGUCCUCGAAAACCUCCUUCACAUGCUUCCAGAUGUACAAAUGCAAGAAAAACGCAAUGUACAAGAACGCAUAUCUUCCUUACAUUAAUGUAGAUAUGUAUCGUUGAAUUUACGUAGAA